Staurois parvus is the source of this 563-nucleotide messenger RNA. NCBI's taxonomy places the organism in Eukaryota, Metazoa, Chordata, Amphibia, Anura, Ranidae. The record is from the annotation of a GenBank genome assembly.
AUGGAAAGGAAAGAGACUAUACUUUCUUCUCUAAUGUACAUGAGAUGUACUCGAGAUUGGACUAUAUAUUGGUUGACAAUCAACUUAUCGAGAGGGUGGCUAAAGUUGAAAUUGAAGCAAUGACUCUCUCAGAUCAUAUCCCUGUUAAAAUGAAAUUGGGAUGGGGGAAGAGGUUGACAGGAGGUAUAGGAUGGAAGUUGAACGAGGCUCUUCUCCUGGAUCAGGAGAUCGACCAGAGGAUUAGGGAAGAGAUCGAAAGAUUCUUCCAGGAGAAUGAGACAGGGGAAGUGUCGGUGGCUACGGUAUGGGAGUCCCAUAAGGCCUACAUAAGAGGUAUAUUGAUCGCGUCCGCGGCAAAAAAGAAAAGGGAGAGAAGAGAGAAACUUACUGGGUUGUUAAAAGAAAUAUUUGACCUGGAGCAGAUACAUAAAAAUAGCAUAAGAAAAGAGAUAACACAGAAGAUAACAAAAUAGAAAGAAGAACUAGAAAUACUGAUGGAAGAAGAGAGGAGAAGAGUCUUCAAUAAAGUAGCAAGUGAGAGGUAUAGAUGGGGAGAUAGACCA